AUGAAAUCAACUAUCAUUCUUUUCAUAGUUGGUAUGUUGGUUGUUUGCAAUGCACUUACAUUGACACAACUCAAAGCCCAACUCUCCGGUAAGGUUAUCGGUCAAAGAGAUCCCGGUUAUAAUGAUGUUCGUACUGGAUAUAAUUCACGUUACUCUAGACUACCAACAUUGAUUGUCCAACCAUACAACACUGCUGACGUUGUAUUGGCAUUGGAAUAUGCUCAAUCAAAUGGUCUCCAAGUUUCGGUAAAGUCUGGUGGUCAUUCCGCUUCUUUGCUCUCGGUUCUCGAUGACCGUGUCGUCAUUGAUUUCUCUCAGAUGAAAGGAAAGACCUUUGACAAUGCCUCGAUGACAAUCACCGCUCAACCAGGUAACCGUUGGGUUGACUUUUACAAUUACUCUAUCAACACCUACGGUGUCGCCACUCCAGGUGGAAAUUGUCCAUCCGUUGGUAUCGGUGGUCUCUCACUCGGUGGUGGUGCCAACGAGUUGGCAUCUGUCUAUGGUGCUGCCGUCGACAACAUCCUCGAAAUCGAAAUUGUUUUGGCCAACCGUUCCGUUGUAACUGCAUCUGCCACCACUAACCCCGACUUGUUCUGGGCAUUGCGUGGAGCCGGUCACCAAUCUUAUGGUGUCGUCACCCAAUUGAAAUACCGUGUAUACAAUAUCCGUCCAACCUACUACAGUGCCUGGAUCACCUACAAAUGGGCUGACUUUGAAAAGGUUCUCUACUUUGUCGGUCAAUACUCCAAGACCAUGCCGAACGACGUCAAUCUCUACUUUACCGGUUGGCGUUCCGGUAACGCCACCACCCCAUCGGUAGCUCUCUCUUGCUUCUCCAAUGGUUUGCCAGAGAAUGGAGAGUCACUCUGUGGUGUUUUCCGUAACAUCUCUGGAGCCGUUCCACUCAGUUUCGAUUUCACCGUCCAAUCUUACUACACAACAGUCUCCACUGGUUCCGAUCCAAAGGCACGUCGUUCCUACACCAAGAACACUUUCCUCCGUGAUUUGACACCACUCACCAUUAGAACUAUCCGUCGUUCACUCGAAGCAUCACCAAUCUCACCAUUCAACUACAACACUGCACGUCUCAAUCUCUACUGGACUGGAGGUGCCGUACUCGACAAGCCACGUAACUACACUGCCUUUGUCCACCGUACCUACCCAUGGAAUGCCGUCUGGCUCUCCAGUUGGGCAUCCGGUGACAAAUCCGAUGCCUACCACGAUUGGAUCUUGGGUACCUACGGUGCUAUGCGUCUCUUCUCCGUUAGAGAGGCCUACCAAAACUAUCAAGACGACGAACUCAGAGACUGGGAGCAACUUUACUACGCUGAGAACUACCCACAACUCCGUGUUAUCAAAUCUAAAUACGACCCAAUGAACUACUUCUCAUAUCUUCAAUCCGUUAGACCAGUUGGUGCUGAAUAUGAAUGGGAUUUCUAUUAA
Messenger RNA from Heterostelium album PN500, 1446 nucleotides. RefSeq names its product FAD-dependent oxidoreductase. Bases 1 to 1446 code for a protein of 481 amino acids. The transcript has 2 exons. The record is from RefSeq and is a predicted model, not a curated record. Gene Ontology annotation, molecular function: FAD binding; oxidoreductase activity. NCBI's taxonomy places the organism in Eukaryota, Evosea, Eumycetozoa, Acytosteliales, Acytosteliaceae.